AUGAGCGAUGGGAAUAGACGGAUUGUUCCUGGGACGCAGCUUUGUUACCGUGCGCUUUAUGCAACCAUUGUGGGGGAUCAGCCGAAUGAUUGCCUUCCAGGCACCACUGUAAAGAUGAGCAGUGAUGGACCCAUUCUUGUUGACCAUGUCAUGCGUGUUGCGAGACGUUAUGUUGGCGGUAAUGCGACCAGCAAAAUGCACCAAGUCGUAGCAUUUGCGGGGAUGGAUAGCGCAUCCAAGGCCAUGAAAGCAGAGUUGGUCUCUGCAGUCGAGGAGUUGCGUCGUCAGAACCAGCAAUAUCAGCGAGAGUUGGAGACACGAACACAACAAUUGGAACUGCGAAAGCAAGAGGUGCAGACACUUCAGAACAAAUUGCGUGUGGUGCACAGUGAAGCCAAAAAGCGCGGCUAUAAUUUCCGUGACUUAGCUGACCGUGGGAAUCAACGAGGCGUGGAGCAUAAAAAGUCAUUUGACACGGACAGACACCAUGGCGGGCGCGAUUCCACGCCACCGCGUAGUUCGAGAAUUGGUAGCGGUAUGGGAGGAACCGGAGAAUACACGCGUCCGCCACUCCCACCGCUGCGUGUAGAUGACGCACUAUCCUCAACGGCCGUCCCGCCGCCGUCACCGUCACUUCAGACAUUCCAGCUGAAGCACUCGCAUUCCCCUCCGUCUUACAGUCAAGAAUCACGGUUGGUGGCCCCCAAUGGGACGGCAAAUGCGGCUCCCUCUUUGACGUCGCCUGCUUCUCUGGACGGCGGGAGCGUGGCUGAAAAUGGUGGCGGCAGCGACAUGAGUGUGAGUGCUUCUGUCAGCAAGAACGCUCUCCCACAGUUGGGACUGGAGGAAGACGUUAGGGGAAAUUGCAGGGACGUCGAGUCGGGGUCUUUGGACACGACAGAAGACACGCCUGGGAACCAUCCUCCACUGACUCGCAAAAACGGUGCAGGAGCCCCUAUUCUACCGAAGCAACUCCUCCAUGAAAGACCCGGAGCGAUGGUGUUCUGCCACCGCUGCCGACUCUUCCUUGCCCCCCACCCUGUUAGCGUGACGAACCACUUGCAAAGUGAGGGCCACCAGAAAAGCGCCAGCGCUUCACCAGCCUCUGGGACAACGUACACGCAGUUUGGAAAGCUGGUGCAGAAAAUGCCGCCAUUUAUUGAGCCUAUUACGGUGGUUUCAGACGAACAGAAACGGAAGGUGACGGCGGCCGGAAAUAAUUUUUUUGAAGGCGGGCUUGACAUUGUGAAUUCAACCUGCUCCAUUUGUCAGGAAAUCAUCACCACGCAAAGCUACAAAGUUCAUGAAUCUCUUCCGGCACAUCGUCGACGUGCGGCAGAAAUGAAGGCUGACCCUGCGGUGUAG
Molecule: messenger RNA, 1365 nt
Organism: Trypanosoma cruzi
Lineage: Eukaryota; Euglenozoa; Kinetoplastea; Trypanosomatida; Trypanosomatidae
Exons: 1
Coding region: 1-1365 (454 amino acids)
Source: RefSeq, a predicted model, not a curated record